Molecule: messenger RNA, 1758 nt
Organism: Lolium rigidum
Lineage: Eukaryota; Viridiplantae; Streptophyta; Magnoliopsida; Poales; Poaceae
Product: laccase-15-like
Exons: 4
Coding region: 19-1758 (579 amino acids)
Molecular function (GO): copper ion binding; oxidoreductase activity
Source: RefSeq, a predicted model, not a curated record
AGUAGCGAGAUAGCUUGCAUGGCAGACAUGGUGGUUCUGGUGGUAGCGGCCUUGUUCCUCGCCAUGGGAGGCAGCAUCAAUGCGGCGGUGGUGGAGCACACCUUCCUUGUGAGCGAGGUUACCUUGAGGCACCUGUGCCGCGAUACGGUGGCGACGGUGGUGAAUGGGCAAUUACCAGGCCCGGCGCUGGAGGUGACAGAAGGGGACUCCGUGGUAGUUCACGUGGUGAACCAGUCACCCUUUGGAGUAACGAUCCAUUGGCACGGCGUGAAGCAGCGACUCACCUGCUGGGCGGACGGAGCUGGGAUGGUGACGCAGUGCCCCAUCGCCCCCAACACCACCUUCACCUACCGGUUCGACGUGGUCGGGCAGGAGGGCACCCUGUGGUGGCACGCGCACAUCUCCACCCUCCGGGCAACCAUGCACGGCGUCAUCAUCAUCCGCCCAAAGUCCGGCUCCUAUCCCUUCCCCAAGCCGCACCAGGACGUCCCCAUCGUCAUAGCUGAUUUCUGGCAAAACGACCUGAGGCAAGUGCAGAAGGACUUGGAGCUCUGGAUAGCCGAUGGAGAUCAUUCUAAGGAUGGACCAGCUUCAGCAACCAUCAACGGCAAGAUUGGGGAUCUCUACAACUGCUCCGGGGUAGCCCAAGACGACACCUUCGUCCUCGACGUGGAACCCGGCAAGACGUACAUGCUCCGCCUUGCCAACGCUGCACUCAGUAACGAGUACUACUUCAAAGUGGCCGGCCACAGGCUCACCGUGGUCGGCUCGGACGCCAACUACCUCCGCCCCUACAACGCCACCGGCGACAUCGUGGCCAUUGCACCAGGCGAGACGCUGGACGUGCUCAUGGUCGCCGACGCUCCUCCGUGCCACUCCUAUUACAUGGUCGCCCUCGGCACCCAGUCGCCCCCGCCUGCGCCGCAGACAGCCACCAGGCUCGCCAGAGGGAUUGUUCGGUACCCCGACAGCCACGGCGAGGCCAUGGAGCCCCAGAUGCCCGACCAGCACGACCGUACCACGUCCUUCCACUUCCAUGGCAACAUGACGGGCUACCCCAACAACCCCUUGCUGCCACAGAUCCGAGCCCAUGUCCACGACAAGUUCUUCCUCACCCUCGGCAUGGGCACCAUACGCAACCACACCGUGCAUGUGGCCAACAUAAACAACGUCUCCUUCCACCUCCCCCAGGGGAGGUCGCUCCUCGAAGCACGCUACCACGGCGCUGAGCUGGUUACCGCAACGGAGGAGAUGUCCGCCAGGCCUCCCCUUGAAUUCGACUACACCGACCCGGUGCUCAUCAACUUCUUCAACCGCAGCGCCAAGCUCCUGGAGCUAGAGCCGUCGCGCAGGGCCACCACGAUGCGGCACAUCGCAUACAACUCCACGGUGGAGGUGGUGUUCCAGAGCACCACCCUCAUGGAGGACAGCCCUAAUCCGAUGCACCUCCAUGGCCACGACUUCUUCGUCCUCGCCCAGGGAAUAGGCAACUAUGAUGCCGCAAGGGACACCGCAUCCUACAACCUCGUCGACCCGCCGGUCAAGAACACGGUCAUGGUCACCGGGCUUGGCUGGGCGGCCGUCCGGUUCGUCGCCGACAACCCCGGGAACUGGUUCCUGCACUGCCACUACGAGUUCCACAUGGGCAUGGGCAUGGCCACCGUCUUCGAGGUAGGCAACGGGCCAACUCCGGAGACGGCUCUGCCUCCACCUCCAGCAGAUCUGCCAAGAUGCGACAGGAGCAUCGCAUACGAAUAA